AUUGUAAGUACCCAACUCCCUUUCCCACAUUGUAAACCCUCUUUUGUUGUUUCUCAGUUGCAUCAUCGCAUACCUCAUAUUCUUGUGCUUGUCGGCAUUUUGGCUGAACUUCUUAAGACGAUUUGAUUGGAACCCUCGUAGAUAUCAGGCCUCGAUUGUGAAAUCAUUAUAAUAUACGACUUGUAUAGUGACUUUUCCCCAGUUGAGACAAUUGGCAUGCAUAGGUUUAUGGAUUUUAGCGCAUAUAAUCCAUGGUGAUAAAUCCAAAACAUCAAUCUCAUUCAUUGUUGCAGUGUAUUACUCAAUAGGGGUAAUAUUUUAUAAUGUGCAAAGUGAUGAUUUGAUAGAUAAUAAGGAGCUUGAGGGUUGAGGGAAACAUUUUUACUUUGUUCAUGCUUAAUUUCUGAACCUGCACUAGAAUAGUGAGCGCAGAUUGUGAGUUAAUUUCCUUUUCGAGAUGGCAAAUACUAUGUCUUCUUUUGGGGAGUUCAACUUUGGUGGAGUUCAGGAUAAACUUGGCUCCACUGUUGAGAUUAUGGAAGUGGAGAGCAUUGGGGGGAAACAAGUUUAUGAAGCAGAAAAUUGGGGUGGAUUUGGUUCCCUUUGUUCUGAUUAUGGAAUUUAUGGAAAUGGCUUCUCGGAUUUUACCAAAUACCAACAACAAGAUCAGCAGCUGCAGCAGCAGCCACAAUUGAUUUCCGACUAUGGGGUCUUCGAUGACAUGCAGUUUCAGUUUGGUGCUCUCUCCCCACCACUUCAAGCAUGCUUGGAGGAGAUAGCUAAGCUUGAGAGUAUCCCAACUUUAGUUCCACAUGUUGAACCACCCAAGAAAGAAUUAAAGAGAGACUUUUUUUCUGUAGCAGGGCUUGAUCUCUUAAACAACUAUGGCAGCGGGUUUAAACGCUUGAAUGGGGAAAGAAUUGUCGAGCCUAACCCUUAUCCAGCGUACACAGAGGUGAAGAGUAGCAAGUUAUCAACAGAAGAAAUCAUGAGGGUGGCAGGAGCAAGGUUCAUUCGUACUGCUUCCCAAGUGUCGCCAUCUGAUAUACCCUCCAUGCUUAGCCAUCCUUUUGAACUCUCCUUUGCUGGCCUCUCCAAUGAGGAGAGUAGAGAUGUGGAACUUGUGGAAUUCCUUCUUGCUUCAGCUGAGAAAGUAGGAUAUCAACAAUAUGAGCGUGCAAGCAAGUUGCUUGACCUCUGUGAGAGGUUGUGUUCUGAUAGAGGAAAUCCGGUUGAACGAGUGGUUUUCUACUUUUGUGAAGCUCUUCAAGACAAGAUUGAUCGAGAAACUGGAAGAACCAUACAAAAAAAGCAGUCAUUUGAUAUUGAUAAGGCAAUGAUGAACACAAAUGAAACCUCCCUUGCAUGUCACAACAAGAUCCCUUUCUGCCAAAUUGCACAAUUUGCUGGAAUUCAAGCCGUAGUGGAAAAGGUGGUUGAGGCUAAGAAGGUUCAUGUAAUUGAUCUGGAAAUCAGGAGUGGAGUGCAAUGGACAGUUCUGAUGCAAGCCUUAGCAUCCCGUGAUUUCCCGCUUGAACUUCUCAAGAUAAGUGCUGUCGGAACUUCUAAAGAAACGAUUCAGAAUACAGGUAAGUGGUUGGAGAGUUUUGCCAAAACCAUGAACUUACCAUUUUCUUUCAAAAUGGUGCUGGUACCAGAUAUGCUAGAUCUCAAAGAAGACAUGUUUGAGCUAGAUUCUGAGGAAACGGUUGCAGUCUACACUCAGUUCGUACUGAGGUCCAUGGUCCCACAGCCAGAUCGCCUGGAUUCUUUAAUGAAAGUGAUAAAGAACAUCCAUCCAUCUGUAACAGUGGUCACCGAAGUUGAGGCGAAUCACAACUCACCUGUAUUUGUGACCAGAUUCAUUGAAGCCCUUUUCUUCUAUAGUGCAUUCUUUGACUGCGCGGAAACUUGUAUUGAACAAAAUGAUCCAAUAAGAAAGAGUUUGGAGUCGAACUACUUUGGAAAUGGAAUUAAAAAUAUUGUGGCAACUGAAGGAGAGGAGAGGAAGAUACGUAAUGUGAAGAUUGAUGUUUGGAGGGCAUUUUUUGCUCGCUAUGGAAUGGAGGAGAUGGAGUUAAGCUCAUCAUCCUUAUAUCAAGCUGAGCUGGUGGCUAAGAACUUUCCCUGUGGGAAUUCUUGCACCAUCACUAUGGAUGGGAAAACCCUGAUUGCCGGAUGGAAAGGAACACCUCUCCAAUCUCUUUCUCUUUGGAAAUUUGUUUGAUAAUAAUAAAACGGCAUCAUUUCUUUCUUGGUAGAGCUUCAAGCUUUAGCUUCUGUUUUGUAA
This is a messenger RNA of Rosa rugosa (rugosa rose), 2290 nucleotides long. Its product is annotated as DELLA protein RGL1-like. The coding region runs from base 458 to 2227 and encodes 589 amino acids. Gene Ontology annotation, biological process: regulation of DNA-templated transcription. Gene Ontology annotation, cellular component: nucleus. NCBI's taxonomy places the organism in Eukaryota, Viridiplantae, Streptophyta, Magnoliopsida, Rosales, Rosaceae. Gene Ontology annotation, molecular function: sequence-specific DNA binding; DNA-binding transcription factor activity. The transcript has a single exon. The record is from RefSeq and is a predicted model, not a curated record.